Messenger RNA from Panicum virgatum (switchgrass), 7763 nucleotides. RefSeq lists its product as uncharacterized. NCBI's taxonomy places the organism in Eukaryota, Viridiplantae, Streptophyta, Magnoliopsida, Poales, Poaceae. Bases 3333 to 7127 code for a protein of 1264 amino acids. The record is from RefSeq and is a predicted model, not a curated record. The transcript has 36 exons.
GAGGGGGGACAAGCAUCCAUGAUGGGCCUUGGAUCCAUUUGCUCGCUCCCCCCUACGAGCCCACCAAGCAUACAUGUGCCACCUACCGUAUAUGAAACCUCAUGCGACAUCAAUAUAAGGGGAAUUCUCCAAAAAGUGGUCCACACUCACCUUAUCUCUUCCUUUUCUUCACUCGGUCCCUGGCGCAAGCCGGCGAGAGGAAGGGCACCGUGGAGGAACAUGGCGACCUCUACUUGGAUGGCAAGCGGCAGGUGGCCGGCGAUGAGGCAAGUUCUCAUCCUCUUCCUCCUCCGUCCCUCGGAUUGAGUAUGAUAGCGCUUGGAUUAGGGUUAGGAUUCACGAUUUAGGGUUUUUGUAGCCACCGGUCACCGACUUGGCGAUGGAGACGGCCGUAAAGGCGGUGAGGUAGGAGCGUUAUCUGUAGUUGGAUGGUGGAUAUGGCUAGGGCGUGGAGCUCCGAAGUGGUUUAUCUUGUUGUCCAUGAAGAUCGACGGAGGCAUCAAUCAACCAGAUCUGGCAGGAGUUGAUGCAGGCAUCAGUGAUGGGCUCGAUAGAAAGGCGGCGGCGGCGACGGAGGUUGUUAAGGUUCAUUGAAUCCAGCCUAUAAACCUGUUUGGACCACUCUGGAUUCUAGAAUCCAGCUUCCGAAAUCCAAACAUUACAAAUUUUAUCACAACUUCCAUAAUUCAGAAGCUAUAGAUUAUACAAUCUUAAAAUCUGGGCAAAUCUAACUUCUUGGUGAUUCUAAAAUCUGGAGGCAUCCAAACAAUCCCUAUAUACGCCAUCGCCUCAAAUCCUGUGGGCGCCGGCGGGCGCGUUUUUUUAUAUAUUUUUCAAAAUCGUUUUUUACAGAAAUAUAUUUUCGGUUUCAUAAUUUACAGAUUUAUAUCCCUACCGCCCGGCUGCGGGGCGGCUGGCCCCCUGUCGCCCUUCUGCCAGGCGGUAAGGACCUUAAUAUAAAUAAAAUUUAUUUUUAAUCGCAUUUUGGCCCCUGGGGGGAGGCUGCCGCCCGGCAGCCGGUUGGCAGGUACCCGCCGCCCGCUAGCCGUGCGGCAGGCUUCCCCCUAUAUAAAAGGCUGAGCUUCCCCCUCCCCUCUCAUUUGCUUCCCACAACAUUUAGAGAGGGGGAGGGAGAGAGUAGGGGUGAGGGAGGGAGUUGCAGCGGCGAAGCCCUGCCGGAUUUUGGAUCCGAACCGCAGGUAUGGCCGAAGAUACGCCAGCUCUACUUGACCGAGUCAUAGACUCGUCGCACCGGUCCUUCCUUGCAGUGGUCAGUGCGUGAAAUUUAACGUGUUGCGUCUACGUCUACCAGCGGAGUGGAUUCCUGUUGACCCACGAUGAGUGCCCAGGUUGAGUGAGGCUGGUCUUCUUACUAUAGGCCGUCUUGCUGAGAGUGGUUUGGCAAAGCUGGACAUGUCCCUACUGACGGCUCUGGUUGAUAGAUGGAGGCCUGAGACACACACCUUCCACCUCCCUUGUGGGGAGAUGGCACCGACCCUACAGGACGUUGCGAUGCUGCUGGGUCUUCCUAUCAGUAGGGAUGCCGUAGGGCCUCGCGUUGUCUCGUCUAUGUGGUUGGACAAUCUAGAAGAGUGUUUUGCAAAUAUUGACAUCGCGAUUGAUUUAGAGGAGCACCCAAAAGCAGCAGGGCCUGCCAAGUCAUGGAUCCUGCAGUUCCAGUCGGACAAUUUGGCACAUGAUGCUGAUGAGGAUAGCGUCACUCGAUCCCUUGAGGCAUACCUGUUGUGGUUGUUUGGAUACAUAAUGUUCAACAACUCACACGAGGCCUAUGUGGAUAGGGUGCUUGUGCCUUACGCACAGGAGAUCGCAGAGGCAGCUGUGGAGGAAAUGCCUCAAUACAGUUGGGGUUCAGCGGUACUUGCAGCCACGUACCGUGGCCUCUGCAAGGCAUCGGUGCAGAAUAAGCACAAUGCAAUUUUUAUAGGAUGUCCGAUUCUGCUACAGCUUUAGUCGUACGAGAGGAUAGCAAUUGGCCGUCCGAUUAUUGACCACUCACCGUAUGAGCCGGAUAUGUACGGUGACACCGAGGACGAUAGGCCCACCAUGGGGACUCUCUGGUAUGCUCGUCAGAAGCGUUGGGCCCAUGUAUAGUCUCGUCGGGUCUAUCCUGACUUUGUGGCUGAGUUUGAUCGGUUGACACCUGAAGACGUUGUGUGGGAACCCUACUCCGAGUUGGCUAUAACCACUCGUGCACCGUUCGGGAUAUCUUCGGUUUGCUUUUAGGACCAGGCCUUUUGGAUGACAACUACAGCGUUGGUGUACGACGUUUACAUUGAGGCUCACUGCCCGGACAGAGUCAGGAGAUAGUUCGGUCAAAGGCAGUUGUAUCUUGUGCCGUCAGUAUUGGAUCGGGUCCAACACCAUGACCACAGUUUGUCGAGGACUGGUCAACCAUUCUCGAACAUGUGGGUGACAAGGGUGCAGCCUUGGGUCGAUGGCUGGGACCAGGCAGAGGAGAACGUGGCGCUUUCGACCCCUGCACACACGGAGGCUUCGUACAGGGCGUACCUGAGCUGGUACGAGGCUAAGACUCGUUGCCGCUUGCUAUAUGCUGACAUGUAUCCACAGCCGCAUGUUGCGACCCCACAUGAUGGUUAUGCACGACAUAGGGAUGAGGCAUUAACUGGUACAUUUGAAAUGUGCAGGUUGAUGAACGUAGAUGCCAGGGCGAAUUUGAUGAGGAUUCGAGCGGGAUCUAUGAUGGAUAGGAAUGAGCAAGAGUCAGCCUGGACCUGAGUUUCACAAAGAGUUCAUUCCAUGCUUGAAGCCUUUGGUAGCCGGACAUCGUACGAGGACUCCUACGGUUCGUCUCAAGCCUCGACCUCGUUUCCUUGUGAUCCCACACAGCAGCAGCCUUCCCCAGCACCUUAUUGGUCUCAGCAGCAUUAUCCAGGUGAUGGACACCCACCUUAUCAACCUCAUGGAGGGACCCAGUUUAGUACCAUGGCACCAGCUGCAGGGAUGUCAUUUCAACCAACACAGGCACCACAACGACCUUUCGGAUCACAACAGUUAUAUGAUGCGGGACCUUUUUCGUAUUACCCUAUGGCGACAACAGAAGGAACGCAAGGUACGUACGAUGAAUAUGUACCCAAAUAUAUGACUUAUAAGACGAUGAUUAAGAUAUCUUAAUUGCUACUGCAUAUGGGCCACACAAGAUACUUUUGAGGCGAGCUUCGAAGACUGGAGUCGGUUAUUUUCUACACCUAACCAGCAGGCCGAUCCUACUUUCCAGACACCUGUGGUCACCGGACGUCCAGGUAGAGACGUAGGGCCUCUAGACCGACACACUUACCUUACAGACCACGUCCAUGCACAUCGUAAAAGAGGUCGACAUGGCCGGGGUGGUUAGGAGAUUACUGAGAGAGCUUGGCACAAAUGUAACAGAAGAUUUGGUUGUGCUGAUGCCAAAUUUGCUGUCAUUUUUGAAGCAUGAUGAUCCUGCGGUUGUUAAGCAAUCUAUAGCUAGUGGGACAAAUUUAUUUGCUGCUGUAUUGGAAGAGAUGGCACUUCAGAUUAACAAGUGCGGAAAACUUGAAGCUUGGCUCGAAGACUUGUGGGCUUGGAUGAAGCAGUUCAAAGAUGCAGUCCGUGGUGUGAUGCAUGAGCCUGGACCUAUUGCAACUAAACUACUCGCUGUAAAGUUCAUUGAAACAUGGAUUUUGUGUUGCACAUCUCAAGCCAACAGUGACCAAAUACAGCCAACUGAAGGGAAAAACUGGAGAUUUGAUAUUUCACGAUUAUCUCAAUUUCAUCCUAGCCUUGAUCCUGUUGUUCUGGAAGCUGAUGCACACAGAGCUCUCAUCCUCCUCCUGGAUAUUCUGCAAUCAGCUUAUGCUCAUCGAGGAUCCUUCCUAGUUGGCACCAUUAAUUCUCUUGCGGCAGUUGUAAAGAAUCGGCCAAUUUACUAUGACCGUGUGCUGCCAGUGCUACUUGAUUUCAACCCUGGCUUGGAAACUGCAAAAGGUGCACACUCAGCAAGCCUGCGUUAUGCCCUAAGAGCAGCCUUUUUGGGGUUUCUAAGGAGUCCUCACCAGGCAAUGGUUGAGUCCAAAGACAUAUUGAUGCGGCGGCUUCGUGCUCUCAGCCCUGGCGAGGCAAUGGAACAAAAUAUUAGGCAGGCAGAGAAGAUGUCUAGGAAUAUUGAGCGUGCUUCUCGCGCUGCCAAGGAUGAGUCUCCAGCAUGGGAGAUGCCUUAUGGAGAUAAUCGGAACAAACCUGCUGAUAGACCAAGUGAUGUUCUUGCUAUGUCUGAUGGCAUAGCUAAGAGAGCAAGAUUUGACACAUCUGCCACUUCUAACUUGCCAGUUCUGGGAUCCUCUGAUUAUUCUGAUAUGCAGACUGACAAUGAUGCCAAUGUGGGCCAUUUAUCUGAUCCAGCUCUUUUGAACAGUGACGUGUCUCCUGUUGAGAAGAUGAUUGAAAUGAUUGGUGCUUUACUUGCUGAAGGAGAAAGAGGAGCUGAAUCCCUGGGUAUUCUUGUCUCAACAGUAGAGGCAGAUGUCAUGGCGGACAUUGUGAUAGAAACAAUGAAACAUCUACCAGGAGCCUCAUUUCCUUUAGCAAAAAAUAAUGGUGUCCAGAAACCGGAUUUUAAAUAUUCAUCUGGUCUCUUAACAGAGAACCUGGCAGUCAAUCCAGACUCGUCACUGUUCGCUGCACCAUCAACAUCCACAGCUGAUGGAGUCAGCAUCUCACCAUCUGACCCCCUUUUUAUGCCUGGUGUUCAUGAUGCUAAGCGUGAUCCAAGAAGGGACCCUCGUCGCCUCGAUCCACGGCGGACAGUGUCACCUGCUGCUGUAAAUUCGUUACAGGUGAGGGUGGAAACUAAUAGCAUGCAUCAGACAGAUAAUUUGCCAAAUGCACUUUGCUCCAAUUCUGGGAAGGCUGAAAACUAUUCAGAUUAUUCAAGAGAUUUACCAAAAAAUGAAGAUGAACAUCACUCAGCUUCUCAACCCAGUCAAACAAUUGCCAAAGACAAGUCAGAGCUUUCAGAUGUUACCACUGAGCCGGAGCCAACCUUUGAAGUUGAGGCACCAGUGGAUGUUGGGAUUCAUUCUUCUGAUGUCGAUGAAGAGAUGCUGAAUCCCAUGUCUUCAGAAGUUACUUCAAUAGAUGAAUCUGAUAGUUUGGAUUUAGAGGUUGAUCCCUUUUUACCAGGUCCUGAGGCAUCAACACCAGAUGAUACCAAUCACGACUUGGCAGUUAUUACAUCUCAUUUGGAACUAAGUGAUAAAAAGAAAUCCUUAUUGAACAAACUUGCCAUUGGGCGGAUAAUUGGUGAUUACAAGAAAGAUAGUCUCAAUGCCAGAUUUUCUUUGCUUGCACAUUUGAUUGCCCAGAGUGCUGAUGAUGAUAAUAUUAUGGAUUUGAUUCAGAGGCACAUUAUCUUUCAUUAUCAUGAUCAGAAGGGGCAUGAACUGGCAAUGCAUGUAUUGUAUCUGCUACAGAGUAUGAAUGUUGCUAAUUCGCCAGAAAGCUCUACCUCCACUUCUAAACAUUAUGAAAAGUUCUUUCUAUCACUUGCGAGGUCCUUGAUUGACUCAAUGCCUGCUUCAGACAAGUCAUUUAGCAAACUUUUAUGUGAUGCGCCAUAUCUGCCUGAGUCUUCAUUUAGAUUACUAGAGGGUCUUUGCAUGUCAGAAGACAACAGCCAACAAAUAAAGGACGGGGAUGGUGACCGUGUCACCCAAGGCCUGGGGACUGUAUGGAGCCUUAUCUUGGGCCGGCCUCCGCUUCGCCAUGUUUGCUUGGAUAUUGCUCUGAAGUGUGCCGUCCACUCUCAAGAUGAAGUCAGGGGAAAGGCAGUUAGAUUGGUUGCAAAAAGGCUAUAUGAUCUGACAUACGCAACAGAAAAAAUCGAGCAGUUCGCCACAGAUAGUCUUGUAGGAGUUGCUAAUGAGCAUGAUGUGGACACAGAUAUUAACUUGAAACCCUUAAAAGAAUCUACAGCUGAGUUUGAGGUAGGCAGUCAGGAAACUUCAGUUAGCGGUUCUCAGAUUCCAGAUGCUGGGUGUUCUGAAAGUGGGUCACUCAAGACAUCAUUGAUUUCACCGAAACAAUCCUCAGUAUCAUUAUCUGAGGCAAAACGCCAUACGUCUUUGUUCUUUGCACUUUGCACAAAGAGGCCUAAUCUUCUUCAGCAUCUGUUCAAUGUUUAUGGAAGGUCUCCAAAAGUUGUCAAGCAGUGUAUCCAUUGGCAUAUGCCCAGCCUUGUAAGUAAUUUGGGGUCCUCAUGUCCUGAGAUGCUGAACAUAAUUCAUAAUCCACCUGAAGGCAGCGUACAUCUUAUUACCUUGAUACUACAAACAUUGACUGACGAGUCAACUCCUUCAGCUGACCUAGUUGCUGCUGUUAAACAAUUAUAUAAUACCCUGAAGGAUGCAUCCAUUCUUAUUCCUUUGCUGCCUUCAUUUCCAAAGGAAGAGGUAUUGCCCAUAUUUCCGAGGCUAGUUGAUCUUCCGCUUGAGAAAUUCCAAGAUGCGCUUGCUCGGAUAUUGCAGGGAACUGCUCAUACCGGUCCAGCAUUGACUCCUGCUGAAGUUCUGAUUGCAAUUCAUGAUAUUAACCCAGAGAAAGAUAAAGUUGCCUUAAAAAAGGUCACAGAUGCUUGUACAGCAUGCUUUGAGCAGCGUACGGUAUUUACUCAGCAAGUCUUGGAGAAGUCACUGAAUCAAUUGGUUGACAGGAUACCAAUUCCUCUUCUUUUUAUGAGAACAGUUAUUCAAGCACUUGAUGCUUUCCCAGCUUUGGUUGAUUUUGUCAUGGGAAUACUCUCUAGGCUUGUCAAUAAACAGAUAUGGAAAAUGCCAAAGCUAUGGGUUGGGUUUUUAAAAUUGGCAUUCCAGACUCAGCCACGUUCUUUCGAUGUCUUAUUACAGCUACCUCCACCACAGCUUGAAUAUAUGUUGAAUAAGUAUCCCAAUCUUCGAACACCUCUUUCUUCCUUUGUUAAUCAGCGGAACAUGCAUAACACCUUGCCCAGACAGAUUUUGAAAAUUCUGGGCUUCUUUAGCGAACCUCAGCAGGCACCAAUAUCGUUUGUGCCUGCUACAUUACAGACAGCAGAUGCAACCUCCUCACUUCCUGGUGCAACCCUGAUGUGAGUACGACGUUGUAGUACCAAUCGGGCACUUACAGAUCUUUGUAGACAGGAGUGAUAUGGGCUUGGAAUGGAGCAUGGAGGAAGAUUGCUGUCCAUCAGACAUGCUGCUAUUCUGUGAUGACAAGUGGCUAGAAGUGCUUCCUUAGGAGAUGUCGACAACAAAGAGAAGAUAAUUGUUUGGAGUGAGGUCCAGUGUUUGUGCAGGAGGGUUUGAUUCUAUGAAUUGAAGUCCAUCCAAGUUGUAUAGUAGCUGUACUAUUAUGGCAAAAUGUCCCAUCGUCGAGGUUUGAGAGUCCCUCGAUUGCAGGCCCAGGCAAAGCAAAAGGAAAGAGCUUAGGCUCAUUACAGGAACGUAACCCAUAUUACCCGAUCUCCAUCUUUGUCUUCCUGGAAACAAGGAAGUCGGAUCGCAGCAGCUGCAUUCCUUUCAUAGGGAGCCGGCAUUUGACUAAUUUACUCUAACCAUUGCUGUAACAAUUUGUCUGUGUACAUUAGUUAAUUGAGUUUUGCUGCCAGUGUUAACAAACAUGCUCGCGCUUCCAUCUGUUUCGUUAUACUUGUUCUCUCUGGCGACAAUAAUUUACCGUCAUGAGAGAAUCCGCUAAUCAAGAAACCAAUAAAUGGUAAUGAUUUUAUA